Messenger RNA from Glarea lozoyensis ATCC 20868, 2382 nucleotides. Its product is annotated as Protein kinase-like (PK-like). Gene Ontology annotation, molecular function: ATP binding; protein serine/threonine kinase activity. Lineage: Eukaryota; Fungi; Ascomycota; Leotiomycetes; Helotiales; Helotiaceae. The transcript has 5 exons. Gene Ontology annotation, cellular component: cytoplasm. Bases 1 to 2382 code for a protein of 793 amino acids. The record is from RefSeq and is a predicted model, not a curated record. Gene Ontology annotation, biological process: intracellular signal transduction; protein phosphorylation.
AUGCCUCACGGGGCUUACGAUGAUGGCGAGCUGGAGAUCUCUCUGGCUUCGUCUGCCAACCGACGCGCGAACAAUAAGCCUCCCGAUGCCAGCACUCGUCGAGUCCCGAAUGGCAUCAACCACGGAUCCGUUGAGCCCGUCCCUCAGAAGAAGGCGGAACAACGCAUUGGUGCCUAUCAUAUCAUCAGAACUCUAGGGGAGGGAUCUUUUGGCAAGGUCAAAUUGGCGACCCAUCGGAUUACGAACCAACAGGUGGCGUUGAAGAUUAUUGCCAGGAAGAAGCUCAUUAGUCGCGAUAUGGCAGGUCGGGUGGAGCGGGAAAUAGAAUAUCUUCAGUUACUCCGACAUCCUCAUAUUAUUAAGCUAUAUACAGUGAUCAAGACACCCACUGAAAUCAUCAUGGUUCUCGAAUAUGCAGGCGGUGAAUUAUUCGAUUACAUUGUUCAGAAUGGGAAGAUGAAGGAAGAUGAGGCGAGAAGAUUCUUCCAGCAGAUCAUUUGUGCGGUGGAAUAUUGCCAUAGACACAAGAUUGUCCACCGAGAUUUGAAACCCGAAAAUCUGCUUCUGGACGAAAAUCUAAAUGUCAAAAUCGCCGAUUUCGGAUUGAGCAACAUUAUGACUGAUGGAAAUUUCUUGAAGACCAGCUGUGGAAGCCCAAAUUAUGCGGCACCAGAGGUCAUCAAUGGGAAAUUAUAUGCAGGCCCCGAAGUGGAUGUGUGGAGUUGCGGAGUCAUCUUGUACGUGCUUCUCGUCGGAAGAUUGCCCUUCGACGAUGAGCAUAUUCCGUCUCUCUUCGCAAAGAUUGCCAAAGGUCAAUACGUGGUCCCCAAUUAUAUGAGCUCUGGCGCAGCUGCGCUGAUCAAGAAAAUGCUGGCUGUGAACCCUGUCCAUCGCGCCACCAUUGAUGAGAUUCGAAUGGAUCCGUGGUUUGUCAAGAACCUGCCAGCUUAUUUGCAACCACCUGUUGAGGAGUUUAUUGAUACCGGCGUGGAUCCUUCCAAGGCCAUUAUCCCGAAGAACAUUGCUCCCCACGCCAGUCCCGCCGUGCAAGAGCAGCUCCACGUUCAGGUGACGGAAAAGAUCAGUAAAACCAUGGGCUAUGGGAUCAAAGAUGUUCAAGAAGCAUUAGCUGCCGAUGAACCAUCUGCGAUUAAAGAUGCAUAUUUGAUUGUCAGAGAGAACAAGCUAAUGCAGGCAAAUCGUAAGCAUGACUCUGUUUCUUCUAAAGAAUCGGACCUGAACACUCUUAAACAUCCUCAGAACCUUGAUUCAGAUGCAAAUUUGGCUGAUGAAAACGGCAAGUUACUAUUUCAGGUUCCAUCUCCACCAGCCUGGAAUGAUGGCAUUAAACUUGAGGGCGUCAAUUCAGCGGCAUCCGGGUCCACAGCUGCGAAGGCAUCAACCCAAAUAGAAGAGAAGUCCCAACGAACAUCACGACCAAGUCCUCUUCUGGAUGCAGUGUCGCCACGUUCGUCGAGCUCAAUUGGGACAGAUAGGUCUGCACGUUCUUACGUUAGCAAAAUCGGAAUUCUUCCCAGCAGUCUCCCUUCGUAUCAUCGUGAUUACAUGGAGGCUCGAAAGAAUGGAAGAGAGAUUGGAGAGGGACUCUCAACAACGCACGCUGAAGUCAACGAGCCUCACGAACAAACUGAAGCCGAGAAAGUUGAGACGGCUAGGAGACUUAAUCCUCACUCUAGAAGUCAGCUCAAGCUUGAUGAAGCUAGUAAAAGACCUGCUGGCAUGACUCCGGUCCCCCAAAAGAAAGCAAAACCAACAAAGUGGCAAUUCGGUAUCCGCUCGCGUAACCAGCCAUUGGAGGCUAUCGGUUGUAUAUAUCGUGCGUUGCAGAAGCUUGGCGCCGAGUGGAUUGUGGAUGAAGAUUGGGAGAAAAGCCAGAGAGAAGCUCUAGAGACCACACACUCCAAUAACGACAGCUUCGUUUCAAAUGGAAGUGGCGCGUCUCUGCAUCGCGAAGAGUCAUUGCCCACACAUGAGGCCUCCAAUCUGAGGUUUAGCAAGCUAGAUUCAAGCUCAAAAUAUAACCUUCCGGCGGAUCCCUGGGUUCUUCGUGUUAGAUGGCGAAAAGAUGAUCUUCGACGUCAAUCAGUUGCUUCUCUUAGCGGCGCCGGCGGCUCACUCCCCUCGGAUCUUCCAUCGCCAAUUACGAAUGCAGCUUCAAAAUCAGAUCCGAGUGGUGGCGUUAUUAUGCAUCUGGACAUUCAGCUCUACGAGAUGGAACCUGGAGUUUACCUCGUUGAUUUCAAAUGCGCCGGCUAUGAGACUCCUGAUGGCAUGUUGUUUGAAGAGAAAGACGUCACAUCGCCAUUUCCUUUCCUCGACCUUGCCUCGAAGCUUAUUAUUCAGCUUGCUGAAGCUGACUAA